AUGAUAAUAGCAUCACUACUUAUAGCAGCAGCAGCAACAACUGCAGCAACAGCAGCAGCAGCAACAACUGCAGCAACAGCAGCAGCAGCAACAACUGCAGCAGCAGCAGCAGCAGCAGGCCGCAACAGAAAUACAUCUAUUGAAGCAGCAGCAGCAAGAAGCAGCAGCAGCAGCAGCAGCAGCAGCAGCGGGAGCAGCGGCAGCAGCAGCAGCAGAGGGGGGAGAAGCAGAAGAAGAAGCACACAGACACACCACGCCGUCCUGCAGCAGCAGCAGCAGCAGCAGCAGCAGCAGCAGCAAGAACAGCAGAAAUUGCAGCAACAGAAAAGCAGGAAUAACAGCAGCAGCAGCAACAGCAGUAGCAGCAGCAGCAGCAGUAGCAGCAGCAACAACAGCAGCCACAGCAGCAACAACAGCAGCAACAACAGCAGCAACAACAGCAGCAGCAACAGCACCAGCAACAACAGCAGCAACAGCAACAGCAACAACAACAGCAGCCACAGCAGCAACAACAGCAGCAACAACAGCAGCAACAGCAACAGAAACAGCAACAGCACCAGCAACAACAGCAGCAACAGCAGCAACAGCAGCAACAGCAGCAACAGCAGCAACAGCAGCAGCAGCAGCAGCAGUAUUGUUACUUCAAAGCCGCUGUCUGCUGGAGGAGUCUGGGAUGAGUCGAGCAAGACACGCUUGCUACAGCAGCAGCAGCAGCAACAGCAGCAACAGCAGCAGCAGCAGCAGCAGCAACCGCAGCAGCAGCAGCAGCAGCAGCAGCGACUACCGCAACGACAGCAACAGGACCAGCAGCACUGCAGUCGUCUGCAGCAGCAGCAGCAGCAGCAGCAGCAACAGCAACAGCAGCAGCAGCAGCAGCAGCAGCAGCAGCGUCAUAAGGUUGUAUUGAAGGAGACAAAAGCUGCAGCCUUUAUAACCUAUGGGCAUCCACAGACAACAGCAGCAACAGCAGCAGCAGCAACUGCUGCUGCUACUGCUGCUGCUGCUGCUGCUGCUGCAGCUCGUGUUGCAACUGCUGCUGAUUUGAAGGACAGCCGCAGAUGUUCUGCUGCUGCAGCACGAAGACAAUCAUCAUCAGCAGCAGCAACAGCAGCAGCAGCAGCAGCAGCAGCAGCAGAUGGCUCAGCCUUACACCUACAGCAGCAGCAACAGCAGCAAGAACAACAGCAGCAGCAGCAGCAGCAAAGGAAGCAGCAGCAAACACAGCAGCAGCAAAAGCAGCAAAACCCGCAGCAGCAGCAGCAGCAGAUGGCUAUCAGAAGGCACGUCGUCCCCGUUCAAGCGAAUCUGCUGCUGCUGCUGCUGCUGCAGCAACAGCAGCAGCAGCAGCAACUACAAAAAAAGCAUCAAGAGCAGCAGCACCCGCAGUACCCAGAGCAGCAGCACCCGCAGCAGCAGCAGCAGCAACAGCAGCAGCAGCAGCAGCACCGUUCGGCAGCCGUCGAUAUCGUCUCAGGCGUCGGGGCCUUGCUGCUGCUAGCAGCAGCCUUACACCUACAGCAGCAGCAGCAGCAGCAGCAAGAACAACAGCAGCAGCAGCAGCAAAGGAAGCAGCAGCAAACACAGCAGCAGCAAAACCUGCAGCAGCAAAACCUGCAGCAGCAGCAGCAGCAGCAGAUGGCUAUCAGAAGGCGCGUCGUCCCCGUUCAAGCGAAUCUGCUGCUGCUGCUGCUGCUGCUGCAGCAGCAGCAGCAACUACAAAAAAAACAUCAAGAGCAGCAGCACCCGCAGCACCCAGAGCAGCAGCACCCGCAGCAGCAGCAGCAGCAGCAGCAGCAACAGCAGCAGCACCAUUCGGCAGCCGUCGGUAUCGUCUCGUGCUGCUGCUGCGGGGGCAGCUGA
This is a messenger RNA of Eimeria mitis, 1860 nucleotides long. RefSeq lists its product as uncharacterized. The record is from RefSeq and is a predicted model, not a curated record. The transcript is spliced from 6 exons. Gene Ontology annotation, molecular function: transcription cis-regulatory region binding. Gene Ontology annotation, cellular component: nucleus. The coding region runs from base 1 to 1860 and encodes 619 amino acids. Lineage: Eukaryota; Apicomplexa; Conoidasida; Eucoccidiorida; Eimeriidae. Gene Ontology annotation, biological process: regulation of transcription by RNA polymerase II.